This is a messenger RNA of Fonsecaea multimorphosa CBS 102226, 2859 nucleotides long. RefSeq lists its product as uncharacterized. The transcript is spliced from 2 exons. Lineage: Eukaryota; Fungi; Ascomycota; Eurotiomycetes; Chaetothyriales; Herpotrichiellaceae. Gene Ontology annotation, biological process: reciprocal meiotic recombination; double-strand break repair via homologous recombination. Bases 1 to 2859 code for a protein of 952 amino acids. Gene Ontology annotation, cellular component: nucleus. Gene Ontology annotation, molecular function: ATP-dependent chromatin remodeler activity; ATP binding; DNA translocase activity. The record is from RefSeq and is a predicted model, not a curated record.
AUGUCUUCCAAGCCUUUCAAGCCCCUGACUAUCCGCAAUCCUGUUGCCGAUGGCGAGAGUUCUCGUCAGAAUAUACCUCCUGCCAAGCGAAGGAAGCUGAGCCCUCAUCACCAAGCAGCGAGGGCACCAUCCAGUGAGGGUGAAAGACAACCCCUCAGUUCGAUCGUCAACCCUCCGAGUCCUGUUACGGGAUUGGGCUGCAAUGGGUCGGACAGCAUCGAAAGUUAUUUCUCGAUCCUCUGGCGUGUUCCCACGAACAAGAAGAACAAGACUUGGACGGAUGACGGCGUGCUCGCUGUUAGAGAUGGCUUUGCAACAUUGUAUACCAAGUCCGGAAAGAGCAUUGGCCGCACUGCCUUUUCGGCUCCCUUGCUGCCCGAGUCAAACCUGACCAUCAGUGGAAAGGAAGUCGAGGUUGAUUCCCAAAUCAGCAGGAAUACUUUCCUGGAAAUUAUCGGCACCAAGCCCAAGCUUGCGAACACCGAACGCAAAGCCGCACCCAAGCCUCCGUCUGCGGAAUCUCUCGAAGUCCAAACCACAAAGCCAAGCAUACAGAGUCAGAUGAAAGCUCAAAUACAGAAAGAGAAGACUCAGGUUAAGAAGCAACCUCCUCCAAAAGUCAAUCGUGUUGGUGGUUUCAAACAACCCUUGAAGGAGUCGACUAUACUUCCGCAAGGUUUGGGUGAAUCGCCGACUCCACGGCAUGAUCCUAACGCAGAAGGCGCCCUUGUUUUUCAGAGACCCAGAAGUCCGCCCGCAGGGCGACAAAUUGUGGAUGUGGUCCUAGACCCCUUGAUUGGUAAAAGAUUGCGACCACAUCAGCAAGAUGGAGUAAAAUUUCUCUAUGAAUGCGUCAUGGGACUGCGUGAUAUCGACGGCCAAGGAUGCAUUCUUGCAGAUGACAUGGGGCUAGGCAAGACACUGACCACAAUCGCUCUCCUGUGGACACUGUUGCGGCAAAAUCCAACAUUCCGAGAGCCACCUGUUGUGAGAAAAGCCCUCGUUGUGUGUCCGGUAUCCCUCAUUCGGAAUUGGAAGCGAGAAUUUAAGAAAUGGCUCGGCUCCGACAGGUUGGGGGUACUCGAGUUUGAAGACCAACAGACUCGCCUGAGUAGCUUCGACGGGAAAGUCUUUCAGGUUAUGAUCAUUGGCUAUGAAAGAUUGAGGAUGGUAGCCGAUGAUCUUGCCAAGGGACAGCCUAUUGAUAUCGUCAUCUGUGACGAAGGCCAUCGUCUCAAGACCAUGAAGAACAAAGCCGCUCAAGCUAUUGAGUCGUUGAACACGAAGCGGAGGAUCAUUCUGUCGGGGACUCCAAUACAGAACGACCUGAGCGAGUUCUUCGCCAUGGUCAACUUCGUAAACGAUGGGUGUCUGGGAUCUCAGAAGGGAUUCAUCAGGGACUUUGAGAAGCCCAUCAUGAAAAGCCGUCAACCGGAUGCGUUACCGGCCGAAAUUGAGCGUGGUCAAGAUGCCAGCGAGGAGUUGACUCGUACAAUAUCGGCCUUCAUACUGCGACGGACAGCUGAUAUCCUGGCAGACUUCUUGCCUCCGAAGACAGAAUAUGUUCUGUUCUGCAAACCAACACCGGCACAGGCAAAAAUCUACCGAAGCAUUGUUCGUUCGCCUAUGUUCCACAGUGCGUUGCGUAGCCAGGAGACGGCGUUUCAGCUGAUCACCAUUCUGAAGAAACUCUGCAACAGCCCAGCGUUGAUGGACCCCAACUACGGCAACGAUGAGUCGAUCCCUUCGUCUUCGCUGGUGACGUUAAACGAAAUGCUUCCUGAUGGGCUGUCAAAACUUUACCAAAACUCAGUCUCUUGCAAGAUUCGUCUUCUCGAUCAACUCCUCCAGCAGAUUCGCAAUACUACUGAUGAAAAGGUCGUGGUUAUCUCCAACUACACCUCGACACUGAAUCUCAUCCAGCAACUGGCAGCAAAUUCCAACUUGUCUUCUCUCCGGCUUGAUGGCUCAGUCGCAGCGAAAAAGAGACAGGCUCUUGUGGACAGAUUCAACCGCUCAACAGCCUCCCAGUGUUUCCUGUUUCUUCUGAGUGCUAAGGCGGGUGGAGUCGGAUUGAACUUGAUUGGGGCAAGUCGCCUGGUCCUUUUUGAUGUGGACUGGAACCCUGCGACGGAUGAUCAAGCAAUCGCGCGCAUUCACCGACAAGGGCAAAAGAGACACUGCAAGAUCUACAGGUUUCUGAUCAAAGGUGGACUGGAAGAGCGAAUCUGGCAACGGCAACUCGUCAAGCGAGCGCUAGCGAACAGUAUUAUGCAAGGGGGAUCGUACACGGUAUCCUCCGCUCCGCAUGAGCCGACAACAAGAGCCCAAAGUGGUACUUCAAGUUUCAGUCAGGAAGAGUUGAAGGAUCUUUUUCGCUUGGACGAGGGCGAAGGGCUACGCACCCAUGACCUGAUUGACUGUGGGUGUGAGGGUGCGGGGCGCGAGGAAUACUGCCAGGACGAAAGUAAUGACAUACAACAGACUCGCCGAUCUUUGAGUGAGAACGAGAAAGAGUCCAGCCAUGAGGAGCUGGAAACCGCGUCUUUAAAAGCAAAAGGCCUACCGUCGAGGAAAUAUUCGGGCAGCUCGUGGACUACAGCAAAGGAUGCUAUGAGCAGCGAUACGCCACCACUCGCGACCGAAGUUGAGGCAGAGAAGCAGCAAUUGAUGCAAUACAGGCAUGUGGACACUUCGAUGCUGACUCAGGGACAUGGAGAUUCGGAGCUGAGAGGGCGAAUCAUGUCGGCAAUUGAUGAUGGCUGUCUCGAGCACGUGGUCAAUCUUGACCAGGACAUGAUAGGGGGCGGAGGGAUUUCGUAUAUAUUCAAGAAGACUAAAGGCAGUCAGUGUCUCUAA